Molecule: messenger RNA, 297 nt
Organism: Fusarium verticillioides 7600
Lineage: Eukaryota; Fungi; Ascomycota; Sordariomycetes; Hypocreales; Nectriaceae
Exons: 2
Coding region: 1-297 (98 amino acids)
Source: RefSeq, a predicted model, not a curated record
AUGAACCUCGACAACACCAUCUUAGUUCCAGUGAUCGGCCCUCACCUGCUGCAUAUGGCACAACCUUCCAUCUCAUCGGACCCAGCCGUGCUCGUCACGUCACUGGCAGCAUGGCAAGCCAUCCAGGCCAACUUGAUGAUGAUUGAUCCUCCAGGCCAAGUAGACCCGCCAACAUUGGAUAGUUUUGGCAUCAAACUGCCCGAGUUCCAGCUUCUUCUCGUCGUGGUUCGCUCCGAAACACGGCAAAUGCAACACGAGACGAAAACCAGUUGUUCUAGCUCCCUUGGUCUCCCGUAA